This is a messenger RNA of Hyla sarda, 1331 nucleotides long. RefSeq names its product NFAT activating protein with ITAM motif 1 (gene NFAM1). Bases 93 to 863 code for a protein of 256 amino acids. The transcript is spliced from 8 exons. Gene Ontology annotation, molecular function: transmembrane signaling receptor activity. The record is from RefSeq and is a predicted model, not a curated record. NCBI's taxonomy places the organism in Eukaryota, Metazoa, Chordata, Amphibia, Anura, Hylidae. Gene Ontology annotation, biological process: B cell receptor signaling pathway; regulation of B cell differentiation; positive regulation of B cell receptor signaling pathway. Gene Ontology annotation, cellular component: membrane raft.
CAGGUAGACGCCUCCUUCAUUAUAAGAAGCAGAAGAUGAUUGCAACAUUUCCUGAUAGAAAGGAGAAGUGAUGAGAGGACGAAGAGAAGACCAUGGAGAAGGCAGCACUCACACUCAUUCUCAUACUGGGGCCCGGCCUGACACACGGCUGCACACUUCUGCCUGUUUCCCAGACACCUCCAGUUCUGGUUACAUUUUCGGGGACAGUGGUGACGCUGUCAUGUGAAGUCAGAAUAAAGGAGGGAGAUAGAGAAGAUUUGUCCUCCACGCUGCACCGCGCCGGACGCCCCAAUGUAACGAUCAGCAGCCGAACCGACCCAGCCAGGAACACGACGCUCAACUUUAAUGUGACAGUCACAGAGAGGGACACAUAUUACUGCAGGGUGACCUGUGGGGCGAGCCGCAUGAAUGGAACUGGGACCUACAUACAUGUACGAGAUUCGGGUUAUGUGGCCCCGUCGGGCUCUUCUUACAGACUGUGCUCUGGGCUGAUCGCACUUUGUGUCCUUCUCCUGAUUCCAGCUGCAUCCGGGACGUAUCUGGUGCGGCCAUUCUGGAAGACAGAGGUACAACCUCCAGCAGAGACCCCGGCAGUCAUGGAGUCAUCACCGCAGGCGGUGGAGGAUGCGGGCGGCUCCUUGUACGCGAGCCUGGAACCGAGGAGCGAAGAAGUCUACAACAUCCUGGAAGACGAACGCAAGACCAAGGGCCCGGGGGGCCCCAAGAAUCACCAAGUGGAAAUCCAUGAUGUCGCCUCCAGGAGCCCAAUGAGGAAACCAGAGCGCCAGGUGAAGGAAAAUCCCCCAGUCCAUCCGAAACCAAAGAAGAACGUCUCAGAAAACAACUUGUACGAGAACUUCUGAUGGAUGACAUACAGAUGGGGCUCCAGAAUCUCUGCUUGCAGUCAGUGAAUGGCAGAUUUUAACCUUUUAUGGGGUAGCAUGGGGGGUGUUGUUGGGACAAAUAAUACCCUUGAGACCUCCAUAGUGCCCCACAGUUACGUAGCUUUCUCUGCGCCCCAUCUGUAUGUCAUCUGCCGUGGCAAAACACCUGGGACACGACCCCCCGGUGACCUGUUCUGCCAACUCCGCUGCGAGGGUCACACAGAAGACAAAUAAUGAAACAGAAGUGCGCCAUGUACCCCCACCUCUGUGCCCUGCACGGUGCCCGCUCAGAUGGGGGAAAUGUGCAGCCGCCUCCUGAAUGAGCUUUAUGGCUUCAAAAUAAAAAAAACUCCUAUAAGUGACUCUUCUAUAGUGUAAGAGAUAUAUAUAUAUGUGUAUUAGGAACGUUAUACUCUGCGGACAUUGUAUGAAGCCAAAUAUAAAAAU